UAACUACAAUACGAACCAAGUAUCCGCCAAAGCUAUCCUUCCUGAACAAGAACCUUGAAGUGAGCAAUCAAUUUACAUGGAAUUUGAUGGAGUGUUGGUCAAGGAUGACGGCCCUCCGGGUGGGAAAGCCUAGCGACGAAGAGAUGCAACAGCCGACGAUGCCUUCAUAUCCAAACGCGAUAGGUGAAGAGCUUAGCAGAUGCGCGUACAGCAUUCUUGACUCGUCUGAAAGAGUCGACAGGCUUAAAGACUUGUCGUUAAAAGCUGCUGGUCACAAUCUUGUACCAUGUUUUCCAGAAACAUAA
Molecule: messenger RNA, 305 nt
Organism: Paraglomus brasilianum
Lineage: Eukaryota; Fungi; Glomeromycota; Glomeromycetes; Paraglomerales; Paraglomeraceae
Source: the annotation of a GenBank genome assembly